AUGUCGUUUCGGUUUGAUCGGAGCGUUUUUGAGAGUGCCGAUUUUAAUGAGCGGCUCAGAGAGCGGCUCACCGGUGCUCUGAAUCCUAAGAGUCGCAGACAUGUGGAGCGUGCAGAUGAGGCUGGCAAUGAGGAUGAUAGCAGUGGUCAUCAAAGGAAGAGCGGCGGGUCGCUAGAUAUUUUGAAGAAUGACAUUAUAGUGGAAAAAGUUGAUUUCUCAAGGAUACCCAACUUGGAGAUUCUGGAUCUGGAUGUAGGACUAGGUGUUUCCUCUAUAAGUAGCGGUGGUGGGGGUUCUUCAAUGAUGAAAGGUAUAUGUAAAAUCUCUAUUGAAGGAGCGAUGUUGCAAGUACGGACUGUGAUUGAGUCAAAUCUGUUGAUGUUGAGCAUGGCUGACUCGCCUGAGUUUGUGACGCCAACUUUGAUUACAAAUGAUUCAUUCAGCCUGCCGAUAACUAUGACUUUCAGUAAUAUUAAGAUGGAAGCCAUAUCUAAGGUAUUCUUUGUAGCACGCAAUUCAGGUAUAGGUAUCUCCUUCGAUGAUGUUGUGCUUGACUUUAAGUUUGAUUGUUCCAUCAAAAUUUUACAAACAACCAUAGAAAAGAGACUCAAAAGAGCGAUGGAACUCUUGUUUAAGGAUACAUUACCCACAGCCUUGUUUAAUAUGUCACAGAGUUGGUUCACGAACUCAGAUGGCUCAAGAAGUUCUGCGAAGCAUAAGAAGGACACAUGUGAUGAGAAUAAUCAGCCAAGUGCUCCUAAGAUAAUAUUUGAAGAUGCUGACCUGCAAGAAUUAUCACCGGCAAACAUGCUACGGCUGUCCACCUUGGUAUCUUCAAGACAAACUUUAUCACUACACUCGACUGUCUCCAGUACACUUUCGCUGAUACCCGGCUGUUUGGAAAGACAAAAUCUGUAUAGAUUUAUCUCCAGGAUGCCUUCCUUAAGUAAUUACUACUCUUCCUAUGUUGAUCAUAAGAAGGAAAGAGCUGGCACCCCUUCAUUGCUAAUGAAUAAGAGACCAUCUGUAGAUUACCUAUUGAGGAGGUCAUCAUCGUCUGGAAAUAGUUUAAUGAGUAGUCAAGCUUACUUCGAUAAAGAGUCCAAUCUACUGCCAAUGGAGGUUCUUGAAGAGAAUGCAUAUGACUUAGAUGUUAUAACCGACAUCCAAAACAAACUAUACAUGAGAAGUACUGAUCACGAUGAACAAGUAAACCAUACUAAACCAAGAAGAAGAAAGAUAAAGAUAGGUAAGAAUAAGAAAGAUAAGCCGGCAUACAAAGAGGAAAUAGAACAACAAGAACCUGUUCAAAGUACAAUUACAGUUUCAAUGCCGUUUGAAGAACCACAGAUUAUUAUUGAGCAUAAUGAUGAAACUGAGGCUGUUAAAGAAGAAAGAGAAUCGGUACUAUCUUCUCCUAAGCUUAUCAGGUCUACUAUGGAUAAGACGUACACUAAUUCCCGUAUUUUGAAUACAUUAUUACAAAAAAAUGGAAACCUAUUAGACGAAGAAACAAGGUUAAGAGCACAGAGUAUUGACUCCGUGGCUCAUACAAAAAUGGGUUACCUAUUGGGACUAAAUCAUAUUGCUACACCGCCACCACCACCAUAUUAUUGA
Nakaseomyces glabratus is the source of this 1617-nucleotide messenger RNA. RefSeq names its product ERMES complex subunit MDM34 (gene MDM34). Lineage: Eukaryota; Fungi; Ascomycota; Saccharomycetes; Saccharomycetales; Saccharomycetaceae. The record is from RefSeq and is a predicted model, not a curated record. Gene Ontology annotation, cellular component: ERMES complex. Gene Ontology annotation, molecular function: lipid binding. Gene Ontology annotation, biological process: phospholipid transport; mitochondrion organization.